AUGGAUCACCUCAUCGGCCAGAGAUUCAAUCUCAUCUCCAAAUCCGAAAUUCGCUACGUCGGAACUCUCCAUGAGAUAAACGCCGAGCAGUCGACCAUCGCGUUGGAAAAUGUCUAUUCCUUCGGCACUGAAGACCGAUCAGUGGCAAAAUUCAUCCCUCCUUCCCAGGACAAAUAUGGAUUUAUUGUUUUUCGCGGAGGCGAUGUCAAAGACAUCAAGAUUGCAGAAGAUGAACCAUCUCAGCCUUCUCCUCCAAGCAUGCCUAACGAUCCCGCCAUCCUGAAUGCCUCCCGGCCAGGCCCACCUCCACAAGGACCACCGCAUGAUGGCCCAUUCUCUCCUCCAGGCUUUCCUCCACCGCCACACUUCGGUGGUUACUACCCUCCCGGCCAGUUCGGCAGAGGCUAUGGACCACCACCUGCUGGUUUCGGUCCCAGUCCCGGCUUCCCACCCUACGGUCCACCUCCACCUGGAUAUUUUGGUGGUCCACCAGGUCAAGGCUUCCAACAAGGCCCGCCUGGUUUCCACCCUCAACCACCGAUCGGUCCUCCGGGACAUCGUCUUAACCAAUCAGGUCCUCCGCCACCAUCCCAACAACAUCCUGAAUCAAGCGCUCCUGGCCCUGGCCUAUCUCCCGCUUCCGCACAAACAUCCGAAUUACCAGUUGACAACAAAGCUCCGGAUACGACGAAUACAUCAGCUUCAGUUAGGGAAGCACCAUUAGAUGCGUCUACUCAAAUAAAACCUGCACAGCAAGAGAAGGCCGUGAAAGCAGGAAUUACUUCUGCAGUAUCGGCGACAGCCCACAAAACUGCACCGAACGGACCCAAGACUACUCGUGUCGCACCUGCAGUUCCAUUCACAGUGAAUCAGAAAUCAUUUACGCCACCUGUUCCUUCAGCUGGAGAUGCUCCAUCCUCGUCGAAUGGCGCCGCAGCCAGCAAACCUACCAAACCUGCAGCUUCUCAAGCCUCCAUGGAUGAGGCAGCACGGCAAGCAAAAGAAGCUGUUGCAGCAGCUAUGGCAAAACUGAAUCCUCAAGCACCCACGGCGCAAGCCAAAUCAACACCCUCCGCUGCCCCAAUUGAUGCUUUGACACAGAGAGUGAAUGCGAUGUCCACCGCUCCCAGUGCCACAAAUGGUACACAUCGUGGAGGGCGGGGUACAAGCAGAGCAAGUCGCGCUGGCGGUGGUAGCUACGGCCGGGGAGGACAAAAGAGAAUGGAGAUUCCAAAGUCCGACUUUGACUUUGAAUCUUCUAAUGCCAAGUUCAACAAGGAAGACUUGAUCAAGGAAGCAAUUGCGUCAGGAUCCCCACCAGUCGCAGGGUCCGAUGAGCUCCCUGUAGAAGGCGUCGCCGGCAAGGAAGCAUCAAAUUCGGCACCGAAGAGAAAAGAUAGUCUCCCUCUCACCACGGGCAGCGGGUACAACAAAUCUUCGUCCUUCUUCGACAACAUUUCGUCCGAGGCAAAAGACCGAGAAGUUGCAGUCGAUGCACGAGCUCAAGGAAGACAGUUACGAGGCGAAGAGUUCAAAAAGAAUAUUGAAACAUUCGGCCAAGGCAAUGUCGAUGGUGGAUAUCGUGGGGGACGUGGGCGCGGUAGCGGUUAUGGUAGAGGACGAAACUACAGCGGCGGAGGGUACCGUGGUGGAUACAACAACCGCGGAGCGAGCGCUAACAAUAGCCAUCGAGGAAAUCGAGGACGUGCUGGUCAAGGCCAAGGGGAUGCUGCCCAGCCAAGUCAGACUGUUGGCCAGUCCUAG
Exophiala aquamarina CBS 119918 is the source of this 1764-nucleotide messenger RNA. RefSeq lists its product as uncharacterized. The transcript is spliced from 3 exons. Gene Ontology annotation, biological process: P-body assembly; cytoplasmic stress granule assembly. Gene Ontology annotation, cellular component: P-body. Gene Ontology annotation, molecular function: mRNA binding. Lineage: Eukaryota; Fungi; Ascomycota; Eurotiomycetes; Chaetothyriales; Herpotrichiellaceae. Bases 1 to 1764 code for a protein of 587 amino acids. The record is from RefSeq and is a predicted model, not a curated record.